AUGUCUGUCAAAGUGGCAAUAGAAGGUUGCUGCCAUGGGGAGUUGAACACGAUAUACAAUUCUCUUGAAGCAGACACAGAACUUCUAAUAAUUUGUGGAGACUUCCAGGCUCUACGAAACGAAGCAGACCUAGCCACGAUUAAUGUGCCUCGAAAGUACUUGCGUUUGGGAGACUUCCACCAGUACUACCUGGGACAGAAGACAGCAUCGGUGUUGACAAUUUUCAUAGGGGGGAACCAUGAGUGCCUGCUGUACUUGCGGGAGCUUCAAUAUGGAGGUUGGGUCGCCCCCAACAUCUACUACUUGGGAGCUUUUGGUGUAGUCUGGUACCGGGGCCUUCGAAUCAGUGGACUUAGUGGGAUCUGGAAUUUCCGCUCCUUUGCUUCAUGCUUAACAUCUGAUGCGCCAGAAUAUUCACUCCCUUACCUGGAAACAACAAUCAAGUCGAUAUAUCAUGUGGCUCCAAAAGAUUACUUGAAGUUCCUUCUCAGUGGACCUUCUGAUAUAGCAAUAAGUCAUGAUUGGCCGCAAGGGGUGUGGAACUGGGGAGAUAGCAGACAACUUUUAAGGCACAAGCCAUAUUUCCGAGAAGAUAUGAACAGCGGCCGAUUGGGCUCGCCGUUGGCUAGAGAAGCUUUGGCACUAUUACGACCACGAUACUGGUUCUCGCUGCAUUUACACACGAGGUUCACGGCAAGAGUCCAACAUCAAAAGCAUAGAAAGAGAAUUAAAAAAGAAGUUCCAGCUAACUCGAAUGAGCUUCUGUUGGAUAUGGAUGGGGAAGCGACUGAGAACAAAGAGGAUGAAACGAGUAAGGAUAAGAAUGACAUUUCGGGAGACAUUGAGCUGGAAAUGGAUAAUAUCGAUAUGGAAAACCUUACCACGAGCAAUGAGAACAAAGACGAAAGGGGAAAAAGGGACUCGAAAAAGAGAAAAGUUGAGCAGGCAGAAGUGACACGGUUUCUCGCAUUGGACAAAUGCUUACCCAGAAAGAGAUAUCUUGAAUUCAUGUCUAUUGAGCUGGUUCUGGAUCAUAUUUCUAAGACCUCUAAAAAGCUUUUCUAUGAUUCCAAGGCACUUGCAAUCCAGAAAGUUGUUGAGGACUUCGUUGCCUCAAAUCCACAAGUUUUGCAAGAUCUUGGCCCAUCGAAGGUAUUGAGUGUAGAAAAGAUAGGCAAUCUACUAACUGAGUUGGGGGAAAGUGUUUCUUUUGCUGAGCGGAAAAUACUGACCAAAGAUCUCGAAGUCCCUGAUAACUUUGAAGUCAUAGCUCCUACCGAUAACGGAGCCAAGUUGCAAUAUUGGCCAAACAACCAGACACAAUAUUUGUGUGAGAAAUUCAAGCUUCCGGUUGUCAAUCUUAACGGAGUUUGA
This is a messenger RNA of Sungouiella intermedia, 1374 nucleotides long. Lineage: Eukaryota; Fungi; Ascomycota; Pichiomycetes; Serinales; Metschnikowiaceae. The record is from the annotation of a GenBank genome assembly.